Messenger RNA from Paramecium sonneborni, 1843 nucleotides. The record is from the annotation of a GenBank genome assembly. Lineage: Eukaryota; Ciliophora; Oligohymenophorea; Peniculida; Parameciidae.
AUGAAUUUUAAAGACUAAAGUGGAUUGUAAUAAUAUUGUGAUUCAAUUAUUGGACAUUAUAGAAAUCAUAGUAAUGUAGAUUUUAAUUAAAACAAUUCUAAUUUUAACUCAUUUAUUAGUUUACAAUCUCCAACUCAUAGAAAAACAUCAGAAUGUAACGGAUUAGAAAAAAAAAUAUUAAGUUCAAGAAGUUAAAUUCAUAGAAUGAUGGAAAAUUUUUCAAGAAACUAUGAUUUAAUUUAAUAAUCAGAUCCGUUAGAACAUAUUAUUGAAUACACUCCUUAAUUGUCCCCAAUUGGUAAUAUUAGUGAAAUAAAGAGACAGGUUGAUAUUAAACAUGAUGGUUCUUUGACAUUAUAAGAAUUAAAAUCAAAUUAAACAAGCAUAAUAUAAAUAACAAGAUUUAGAUUUAAUUAUUUCUAUGUUAGAAUUUAUGAUAGAGAAAGUCCAAUGCAAACUUAUGUUAGAAGUGAAAAUUCAAAAUUAUAGACUUUUAAAAUGUAUAUAUCUACUAUUGCAUAAUUUCCUACAAGUUUUAAUUGUGAAUAAGCUAUAUAAUCUAAAUAUUUUAAAUUUGCGGAUUCCUAAUAGAGAGAUAUCUUUCAUGUAAAGAAUUUAUACAUUUCUAUGUAUUCAGAAGAAGAUUGUCUAAUAGCAAUUAACUUCAUUUUUGGUCAUUAUUUUAAAAAGAAAAUUAGAAUGAAUAAGGAUGAAUUUGAUACUGAAAAAUAUAAAUAAAGUAAAUAAAAAUCUUAUCCUUAGAAUUGUAUUCUUUGAACACUCCAAGAUUAGAUUCAAUUCAAAUUGAUAAAAUUACUAAUAAUUUAAAUACCAAACAAUAUUAAAAGGAUUGUAAAAUUAUAUUUUAAAUCAAGAGAUUGAACAAAAGAUUAGAAUAAAUUAAAAAAUGUUAAAAUAAAGAAUAAUACAAGCAGUUGAACGAAAAAAAGUCAUUUAUGAAGACAAAAGAUUAGAGAUGAUUAGUAAAUUAAAAGCAAAUGAAUCUUUAAAAGAAAUUAGAAAUUUUCAAAAAUAAAUUGAAAUUUAAUAGAAAUUAAAAAUACGAAAUCAAAUUGUUUGGAUUGAACUUUUAUUAAUUUCUUAAUAUGCAGCCAAAAUAAAAGAAAUGUUAGAUGUAAUUUAUUUAAUACUUAAAUUUAGCAAAUGAAAUUACAUAAUAAAUAUUUAGCCAAAGGUAGAUUGAUGGUUUGGUAAUAUAAAACAAUUACUAUGAUUAAAAUUAAAGGAAUGGGAGCAACUGUUGAAGAAAGAAGCAGAUUUAAAAUGUGUUUAUCUAUUAUGAUUUUUACUCAGCAAUUGAAGUAAUUUUCAAAAAUUAGAGCCAUUAAAGUAGUCUUAUAAUUCUUACAUGAUACUCAUUUAUACAUUUAAUGUUUGUAAAAGCAUCGAUAUCUUGUCGAGAAAGUAAAUUAUGUUAAACGGGUGUUUAAGAAUUUGAAAUAAAAGCACAAAGCUUAUAGAGAUAGAUUAUGGAGACUAUUAAAUAAGAAUGGAUAGGCUAUAAUUCUUGAAUUGAUAAAUAAACAUUGUCAAAUAAAAAAGAGAUAAUAUCAUAUAGAUAAGUAUAGAAAUAUUUAAUAUUUUUGAUAGUAUAUUACUAUUGAAAAUAAUGGAGGAUUUCAUAUAAGAAAAGAAAUAAAAAUGUUAACAAUAUGUUCAAAAUUAUAUAAAAGAAAAAAACAAAAAGAAAAAAGUGCUUGAUUUGACUUUAAGUAUGAUGCAACCAGAGAUGUUUAAUGCACCUACCUAUGAAGAUUUAGUGGAGAUAUAUAAAUAAUAUGCAAUGUAAAAACAUAUAGGAAUAAAUGAUGCACAUAAUUGA